Messenger RNA from Venturia canescens, 1738 nucleotides. RefSeq names its product acidic mammalian chitinase-like. The transcript has 5 exons. Gene Ontology annotation, cellular component: extracellular region. Lineage: Eukaryota; Metazoa; Arthropoda; Insecta; Hymenoptera; Ichneumonidae. Bases 157 to 1335 code for a protein of 392 amino acids. The record is from RefSeq and is a predicted model, not a curated record. Gene Ontology annotation, molecular function: chitin binding; chitinase activity. Gene Ontology annotation, biological process: chitin catabolic process; carbohydrate metabolic process.
UCAAUAGCCGGAUUAUCGUUGGAUCUUUUGUGAUCGUUGUGACACAUUUCUGAUCAGUUACAACAUUUUGCGGUGAUUAACUGAUACGUAACAUCUUUCAUUCCAGUAUAAGAACUGAACCAUUUGGUUUCUUUCGUAUAGGAAAGACUUUUUCAAAUGCGGUGGCUGAGUUGGGUGGCUGCUGUCUGUUUCGUCGUGAUGACGACAGGCGCCGCAGAUAAGAAAAUAGUAUGUUACUUUGGAAGCUGGUCAGUUUAUCGACCUGGGGCGGGCAAGUUUGCAAUAGAAGACAUUGAUGCGACGCUGUGCACCCACUAUAUUUACACUUUCAUGGGUCUGGAGAAGAAUCAAGUAAAGAUUCUCGACCCGUGGCAAGCCCUCCCCGAUAGUGGAGGUCAAAAUGGUUUUGCCAAGUUCAAUGAUCUGCGUAACAAGAAUCCAGGAGUAAAAACCCUGGUCGCAAUUGGUGGCUGGGGAGAAGGCUCCGCGAACUAUUCGAAAAUGGCAUCUUCUCCGAACUCUCGAGAAAUAUUUGUCAAUAGUACAGUUGCGUUUGUGAAGCGAUAUGGUUUUGACGGCUUUGACAUUGACUGGGAAUAUCCGAAUCAACGUGGAGGAAAACCUGAAGAUAUUAAGAAUUAUGUAACGCUCGUUAAGGAGUUGAGAACAGCGUUUGACAAAGAGGACUUUCUUCUCAGUGCUGCGGUUGUUGGUGCCAAAAAUUCAGCCAUCAAGUCGUACAAUAUCAGAGAAAUGUCGAAAUAUUUCGACUUUAUCAAUGUGAUGGCUUAUGAUCUGCAUGGCUCUUGGGAAAAUCACACUGGCCCAAAUGCUCCUCUUUAUAAGGGUUCCUCCGAUUCGCUGUCUGAAAAAGAACUGACAGUAGACUUUUCGAUUCGAUACUGGCUCUCCCAAGGUGCACCAGCUGAGAAGCUUAUUCUCGGGAUCCCUUUGUAUGGUCAAACUUUCACGCUUUACGAUGUCAACGAAAACGGUAUCGGUGCCAGGAUCAAUGGACCCGGAGAACCCGGUCCUUAUACCAAAAGUCCUGGGACACUUGGUUACAAUGAGAUCUGUGAAAUGCAGAAAAAAAAUCAUUGGGUUUUUCAUUUUGAUGAGGAGAGACGAGUGCCUUACAUAUACUACAAAGACCAAUGGGUUGGUUACGAUAAUGUCAAAUCUGUGAGGGAGAAAGCUGGAUACAUCAAUGAAAUGGGCCUCGGAGGUGCCAUGGUGUGGUCCGUCGAGACUGACGACUUUCGGGGUAAUUGCGGCGAGAAAUAUCCUUUGAUCAGGAGUAUCAGAUACGUUCUUCGAAAUGAACUCGAUGAGUGAUUAUAUUAACGAAAGUAAAGGAAUAAUUGCAGUAAUGAAGAAUGUGGGAAACUGAGGAAUCAAUAAAAUUCAUUCAUUGAAACAUCAGGCGCAUUGCAGAAGCAAUAAAUUCAUGUCCUGUUUCACAAUACUAAUAAGAACGCUGGCGCUUCGUGAUUCUGAAAUCUCACAUAUGCUCGGCGGCAAACAGCAACUAAUCGUGCUUGGUGGCUUCAAUUAAUGGCAAAGAAUAAACAAAAAACUAUGGCAACGAAAAUAGGCUUCACAAUUUGAUAUGUUGGAAUGUUUUUUUUUAAAAAAGGAAAAAACCUUAGGGAAAAAAAGGUUUGGACAAGUACAUUGAUGUUUCCGUGUUUCCUAAUCAUAUCACGAAAAUUGUGAUAGAAAUUUCAUAAAAAAAGAA